Molecule: messenger RNA, 534 nt
Organism: Cladocopium goreaui
Lineage: Eukaryota; Dinophyceae; Suessiales; Symbiodiniaceae
Source: the annotation of a GenBank genome assembly
AUGAACCACCAGGGUCGGGUGAAACAAACAUUUCACAUUACCGACUUUGGCUCAAGCACAGCAAAAGAGAGAGCAGCUUCACUGCUGUUUACGUUGCCUUGUGCGGCUGCCAAGGGCGCCAGUGCCUUUCACAGGGCUGAAGAUGCUGAAAGAGAACUGCGCAGGCUGCGUUUGGACCGAUCAGAGAAGGAGAAGCAGGUUCAGGAUCUCACCCGGCAGCUUUUCGAUGCGGAGCGACGUGCGUCUGCGGUCGAAACUUCUCAAGUUGCGCUCCCUGACUUGCAGCAGAUCCAGCGGCAAUUGGGCAUCCUGAGUGCAAGCGCUGGCUUGCAGGGUCCCAUGCACGAGCAACCUCCCGAGACCCACCCAACCGGGCGAACGGGUCAAGGUCAAGGUCCCAUUGAUGGGCCGAUGCAGGGCUUUCGCGCAGGGCCGGUGCCAGGCACGCACCAAACCACCGAGGAGCUUGGGGAUAGAGCUACUCAACUUCGGGCACGAGCUGAAGGUUUGAGGUGCACUGCUGCAGAGGAUUAG